CAGGUCUUGUGGUGUCACGCUUCUAACGUUAGUAUUUCUCCCCACGCACGGGGGGAAUCAUCACUUGUCACGAUUAUGCCUCUGUUAAUUUCUCAAUACUCCCCAUUUGAUUUGUUCCCUCUUUGUUUUCAAAGUCUGCCACUUUGGAGGUGGCUGCGAUUUGCUGUUUAUUUUCCUGGCUGCCUUUGUUCUUUACUUCCCAUUCUAUGUGGUCCCUCCAGACCAGGGGCUCCCCGGUGCUCUGCGUGUGGGUGACUUCAUGCCCGCUGCGGCUCGCUCCUCAAGCCCUCCCUAGUUGCAGACAACAAACCGCACUUUUCACUCAAAAAAUCUCCUUUAAACAGAGCUGUGUUUGCAGUACUCUUGCUAGCAUUUUGCCCCGGCCGAAGGCACGUCGGCGCUUGCCCAGCCACACAGGCGGCCCGCCACUAGCUGCCGUACAACAUGGCGGCGCCCACCGCCCCCUCGCACGGCCGGCACAGAGGAAGCGUCCGCCACUCUAAGGCUCCCGGCCAUGAUGAAAUCCCACAAUGCCAUUUUGAGAGGGUGAGGUGAAGGAGGAGAAAGGGUAAUAAGAGAUGGCCAAGCAAACAGCCGUGACGAUUACUUUGGCGACCCUGCUGGGUGUUGCAUUGGGGGGCCUGGUUUUGUGGAAAGCGACCCAGUGUCGGAAAAGAAAAACACGCUGUAGUAGUCAGCAAGAGGAAGCAGCAGUAAAGUCAGGAGAUGAGACACUCAUUAAGGCAGAGGAUAAGAAGGUGCUUUCCUUCUUCAGAUCUCCCACCUUUUUCUGGAUAGAGAGGACCUUUGGUGCAGACAUAGUGAUGGUUUCAGAGCAGGAGGAGUGGGAUCAUGUAGAACCAUUGCUGAAGAAGGAGCUGGAGAAGUGGCCGGUUCUUGGAAUUGAUUGUGAGUGGGUAUCUGUGGAUGGAAAAGCAAAUCCUGUAUCCCUGUUACAGAUGGCUUCUUCCAGUGGCCUCUGCAUUCUUGUUCGGUUGCCCAGGCUUGUUGCCAGUGGCCAGACUCUUCCAAAGACCCUGUUGGACAUCAUGGCAGAUAGUGCUGUGUUGAAAGUUGGAGUAGGAUGCUGGGAAGAUGCUUGCAAAUUGCUUCAUGAUUAUGGUCUUCCAGUCAAAGGGAGCAUGGACCUCCGGUAUUUAGCCAUGAGACAGCGGAAGGAUCUACUUCACAAUUGCCUUAGCCUUAAGUCUUUAGCUGAAAAAGUACUGAACUUCCCGCUUGACAAGUCUCCUCAUGUGCGUUGCAGCAACUGGGAAGCAGAAGAACUGACACAAGAUCAGGUUUUGUAUGCUGCUAGGGAUGCCCAGGUCUCAGUGGCUCUGUUCUUCCAUUUGCUGGGAUUUACCAGCCUCCCUGCUACAUCUGAAGGUGAAAACUCUGUCACUGCUUGGGAGAAAGCACGGGCUAAAUGCCAGGGCUUGGUGGAUAUCCCAUUUAGAGGAAGAAAGAGUGGCAGCACAGGGGAGGAGAAGAGUGGAGAGGGACGUUCUCCUCAGAAAGCAAAGAAUCGGAAGUCUUGGGUGAAUGGCCAGCCCUCUGGCAAUCAGCAAAUGAGAGAUCCACGGAGGCAGAAGCGAAAGCCUCUGGGUGUGGGAUAUUCUGCACGAAAAUCUCCUCUGUAUGACAACUGCUUCCUGCAUGCACCAGAUGGACAGCCCCUGUGCACUUGUGAUCGCAAAAAGGCUCAGUGGUAUUUGGACAAGGGGAUUGGAGAGCUAGUUAGCUCAGACCCUUUUAUUGUGAAGCUGCGGUUUGAGCCUUCAGGACGUCCCGAGUCUCAAGUUGAUUAUUAUCUGACAAUCAAAGAAAACCUUUGUGUUGUAUGUGGCAAGCGAGAAUCCUAUAUCCGGAAGAAUGUUGUUCCUCACGAAUACCGAAGACACUUCCCCAUCCAGAUGAAGGACCACAACUCACAUGACGUGCUCCUGCUCUGCACAUCCUGCCAUGCCAUCUCCAAUUACUAUGACAACCACCUGAAGCAGCAGCUGGCCCAGGAGUUCGGGGCUCCGAUCGGCUCUGAGGAAGGUGUGCGUCUCCUGGAGGACCCGCUGCGCAGGCAAGUGCGCUCGGGAGCGCGAGCCCUGCUGAAUGCAGACAGCCUGCCUGACCCUCGAAAGGCAGAGCUGCUGCAAAGCAUCAAGGACUUCUAUAACACAGACACAGUUACUACAGAGAUGCUCCAGGCAGCAGCUGGUCUGGAAACCAGGAUCUGCAAUGAGAGCUACGUGCCACAUGGACUGAAGGUGGUGCAGUGUUGUGCUAAAGGAGGCCUGCGCUCUCUAAUGCAGCUGGAAAGACGCUGGCGGCAGCAUUUCUUGGACAGCAUGAAGCCCAAACACCUCCCAGAGCAAUGGUCAGUGGACCAUAACCAUGUGAAGUUGAUCCAAAAGUAUGGGGAGGAUCUUCAGAUCAAGCUGUCAUGAAACUAACUUCCUGGACUCUGGAUAGUGUCUAAUGGACAUGUGUGACUGAAGAUGGAAAGACUUUUUAUUUCUGUGUCUCCACUAACACCUCGGGCCUGGAUUUGCAAAAAGGCAGCAGUCGAUCUGCCAGAUUUGCCAGUUAGUGUUAAAUUUGACGGUUUACAGACUUAAAUCCAUUGACUUGAGCUUUCAGGUGGUUUGGAAGUUUAAUCUAAAUCUGUCACUUAGUAGUUCAGUGCCAGAAUGAUGUGAUAUGAUAAAGGAGCUUGUAUACUCAAAGUGACUGUGAAGAAUAAUUUUUUAGCCCCCAGGAUGUCUGAUGUCUCUAGGCCAUCUCUCAUAAUAGAGUGAGUCCAGAGAAAGGCAACAAAAGCACAAUACAUGAAUGUUUCUAGAUUUUCUGAUAUAGAUUUGUGCCCUUGGCUUUACCUUGAGAGUCUUUACCUUGAGGGUCUUCUUGAUAAGAAUCUUUCUUUGUUUU
This is a messenger RNA of Catharus ustulatus (Swainson's thrush), 2925 nucleotides long. RefSeq names its product exonuclease 3'-5' domain containing 2 (gene EXD2). The record is from RefSeq and is a predicted model, not a curated record. Gene Ontology annotation, cellular component: cytoplasm; nucleus. The transcript is spliced from 9 exons. The coding region runs from base 579 to 2444 and encodes 621 amino acids. Gene Ontology annotation, biological process: nucleobase-containing compound metabolic process. NCBI's taxonomy places the organism in Eukaryota, Metazoa, Chordata, Aves, Passeriformes, Turdidae. Gene Ontology annotation, molecular function: nucleic acid binding; 3'-5' exonuclease activity.